Molecule: messenger RNA, 1352 nt
Organism: Hypoxylon trugodes
Lineage: Eukaryota; Fungi; Ascomycota; Sordariomycetes; Xylariales; Hypoxylaceae
Exons: 4
Coding region: 377-976 (199 amino acids)
Molecular function (GO): oxidoreductase activity, acting on the CH-OH group of donors, NAD or NADP as acceptor
Source: RefSeq, a predicted model, not a curated record
CAGCAGCUUAAGUAUCUAAUUCGGCCCCGAAUUCCAAUUACGUUCUACUAACAUAUGCGCCCUAUCGUUUUCAAUCUUGAUUUUAUCAAAAUUUGCACAUUUUGUUUUACUUCUCGCUUGUACCUGGUCGAAAUGGAUGUCCGCGGAGUAACUCUAAUUGUUGGUGCUGGUGUGUAAAAUCUUCUAUUAGGUGGCUUUACCGAACGUAAAUGAGGCUUAAUAGAGAUACAUAGGCCGUGGCAUCGGCCUCGAGACUGCUUUCUUGUUUGCAGAAAGAGGUGCACGAGCCGUAAUCUUCGCCGACCAGGCAUUCGGCGCAGCCUCCGAGGCUUUAGAAAAGAGCAGGUCUAUAGUAACAGCUCCAGAUUAUCAGACAAUGGCUGUAGCCGUUGACGUUCGGGAUCGAGCAUCCGUAAAAGCAAUGGUGGAAAAGGUCAAGAAACGCUUUGGCAGGCUGGAUUAUGCUGUCAAUAGUGCUGGAACUGGGAAGAAAGCCGAAUCUGAUGUUACAAUUGUGGACGAGUCAGAAUAUGACCUCUUGCAUGACGUAAAUGCAAAGGGCAUUUUACAUUGCCUCCAAAAAGAGAUUAUCGCUAUGAAGGAUCAAGAGCCAGCCUAUGUCGAAGGGCGCCAUGGCCGCCGCAGCAUCGGCCCCGGCUCUAUAAUAAACAUUACUUCUCUAUCCUCGUCAGUCUGCACGCCUAAUUCUGUCACCUACACAGCUAGCAAAUUUGCUGCGAAGGGUAUAAUUAAGUGUGCUACUCUCGAGAACCGAACAUCCGGCCUUCGCAUCAACGAGGUGUGUCCCGGCUAUACCAAGACGCCCAUGCUGCAACUAGCCGUGGAGAGACAGCCGGAUGUGGCUGAUCUUAUCAAGAAGGCUAUGCCUUUGGGCCGGCUUUCCCUGAAGAAAUUGCGAGUGUUAUACAUUUCUUGGCAAGCCCCGGGGCGAGCUUUAUUAACGGACAAUCAAUAAUAGCUGACUCUGGAGUGUCAGCUUCUAUCAUAUAAAGUUCCCAAAUAGCACAGAUAGUACGCAAUAGUUGCUCAAAUUAUAAUUUUGUUGUUGAGUUUCGCUAUAGGAUACCACCUCAUAACAAAGUAUCCCAGGGUCCUCUGGCUGUGGAAGGGAAAAGGAUACCUAGGGGUGUCUAGGCCGGAUACGGAAUCUUAGACAUGUGUGAUGGGUGUAUGCGUAUCGGAAUUGUUGGUGCAAGGGCAGGAUUAUAACAAAGAAAACAAACAAUUGCGCAUCUCUGAUUGGCUUUGAUAUGAAGCCGAUCGUCGUACUCACUUGCCUACCUAGUGACUAGUCAUAUUCAUCAACCAACCAACCACUGAUUCUAUCAUUG